This is a messenger RNA of Peromyscus eremicus (cactus mouse), 2365 nucleotides long. RefSeq names its product zinc finger protein 709-like. Lineage: Eukaryota; Metazoa; Chordata; Mammalia; Rodentia; Cricetidae. Bases 632 to 2296 code for a protein of 554 amino acids. Gene Ontology annotation, biological process: negative regulation of transcription by RNA polymerase II. The record is from RefSeq and is a predicted model, not a curated record. The transcript is spliced from 3 exons. Gene Ontology annotation, cellular component: nucleus. Gene Ontology annotation, molecular function: DNA-binding transcription repressor activity, RNA polymerase II-specific; RNA polymerase II cis-regulatory region sequence-specific DNA binding.
UGGGCACAGAACGACUGUGGCUGCAACGCUUGCUUUGGUUCCAGCCAGCCAGGCAGGCGUCGGUUAUUCCGCCACAAAGGGCUCCGUGUGUGAGUCAAGAGCCCCGACGGGAUUUUCCUCACCAUAGUGGCGAAACGCUCGUCAGCUCGGGGAGCGCAGAUUGUUCAGCCGCACAGUGUGAAACUGACCCCCUGGAACAAUCCUGGGGACAGCUGAAGCGGCCAGCAUGAGUUGUCCUAUCAGGACCGCCGGCAGGCGAAGCGGAAGAGCGUCACUCGCCAUCUUUCUUCCUGGUGCCUCCAUAGUUGCGGCCCGGUGGUGUCAGUUUAUGGAGUGGCAAGCUGUUCAGCCUCGGGGUUUUUGUAUGACCUCCAAACCUAGGAACAGAGUCAGGUGGCAGCAGUCCAGGGAUUCCGACGCAAAAAAGUGGCGAUCCGGUGCAACCAGUUUGAUCAGGAGCGCCGGAGAACCGGGCGGAAAUUCUUCAUCCGCCCUCUUUCUCCCUGGCAACUCUCCUUCCUUGCAAGGCUGUCCGGUCAACUGAGGGAGUCCCGGGUCGCUGGACCACAGCGGCUCCACGGCCCCUGAACCUAGGAGCUGCGUGAGGCCGCAGGAGGCCCCGAGCGCAGCCAUGGAGUCUUUAUCCUUUGAGGAUGUGGCUGUGAAUUUCACUUCAGAGGAGUGGGCUUUACUGAAUUCUUUCCAAAAGAGGUUGCACAGAGAUGUGAUGCAGGAAACCUUCAGGAACCUGGCUGCCAUAGCAAAAAAACAAGAAGACAAGACCCUUGAAGAUGACUAUGAAAGUUUAAGGAAAAUUCUUCCCAUUUCAGUUCAGACUGGAUACAAACUGUGUGAGAAUCAAGAAUAUGCAGAGAAACCAGCCAUAUAUAAGGAAUGUGAGAAAGUCUUUAGUUCUCCUCAGUGCUUUCUGGAACUCAGAAAGACUCAUGUGGAAGAUAAAACUUAUGAAUGUAAGCAAACUGAGGAAGGUUUUAGUAGACACAGUAAUGUUCAGGUCCCUGAAAGAAUGCAUGCUACAGAAAAUCCUUGUGUUUUAAAGCAGAGUGGAAAAGACUUUUUGACUCUUGCUGAUAUUCAACAGCACAUAACACAUAAUGGACAUGGGCCAUAUAUAUGUAAAGUAUGUGGUAAAGCCUUUCACUCUUCCAGUUCUUUCUUGACACACGAAAAGACACAUAGUGGAGACCAGCUUUAUACGUGUAAGCAAUGUGGCAAAACCUUCACUUAUUCCAGUGGCCUUCGCCGCCAUGAAAGGACUCAUAGUGGAGAGAAACCCUAUGAAUGCAAACAAUUUCUGAAAGUCUUUCCUUCUUUGAGUAAGGUUGAAAGUCAUGAACAAACUAACGAUGGAAUAAAAUACAUAUGUAAUCAAUGUGGGAUAGCCUUCAGUGAUCACAAUUCCCUUCAAUGCCAUGAAAAGAUUCACAGUUUAGAGAAACCCUAUAUAUACAAGCAAUGUGGAAAAGCGUUCACUUGUUCUAGUGCCUUGCGAAGACAUGAGCGAAUUCAUACUGGAGUGAAACCCUAUGAAUGUAAGGUAUGUGGGAAAGCCUUCAUUGAUUGCAGUUCUCUUCAAUGUCAUGAAAGGAUUCAUAGUGGAGAGAAACCUUAUGUAUGUAAGCUAUGUGGCAAAGCAUUCAGUCGUCAAGGUUCUCUUAAAUGCCAUGAAAGGAUUCAUAGUGGAGAGAAGCCCUAUGCAUGCAAGCAAUGUGGGAAAAACUUCAUGCAUCACAAUGCUCUUAGAUACCAUGAACAGAUUCACAGUGGAGAGAAAUCCUAUAGGUGUAAGCAAUGUGGGAAAGCCUUUGUGUUGAGCAGUGCAUUGAAAAAACAUGAACGAAUUCACAGCGGAUUGAAACCUUGUUUGUGCAGGGUGUGUGGAAAAGCCUUCACAUUUCAUAGUUCCCUUCAUUGCCAUGAAAGGACUCACACCGGAGAGAAACCCUAUGUAUGCAAACAGUGUGGAAAAGCCUUUAUGUAUCAUAGUUCUCUUCGUUGCCAUGAAAAUAUUCACAGUGCAGAGAAACCCUAUGUAUGUAAGUUAUGUGGGACAGCAUUCACUUAUCAUAGUUCUCUUCAACGCCAUGAAAGAAUCCACAGGGGAGAGAAACCAUAUGUAUGUAAGUUCUGUGGGAAAGCCUUCACUGAUCACAGUUCCCUUCGAUGCCAUGAAAGAAUUCACACUGGAGAGAAACCCUAUGUAUGUAAACAAUGUGGGAAAUCCUACAGUACUCAUGGUUCUCUUCGAUACCAUGAAAAGAUGCACUGCGUGUAAACUACAUUAGAAGACCUUCUCUUUGAAUAAGUUUUAAUCUCAUUAACAACAACCAAAAUAAAGUGCAAA